CCUGCAGAUGGGCCGCCUGCAUCAGGCUCUGCGCUGUUCCUCGAACCUGUGUCCAUCAAGCCUGUAGCCGGGAGGCUGGGCCGGGCUUUGUGUCUCUGCAAAGCCCCAGGGUCUGAGGCGUGGAGGACCCCCAAUCCCAGCAGUCCUUGUGGUCCAGGCACUUCCCUCAGCCCUGGAAACCCCAGUGACUGCCUGAGGAGGCCCUGUGGCCAGGGGACUGAGCUACAGCCUGGUGACUCCCCGAGAGAAGGACAAAAGUGACGGUGACCCGGUGCUGAGAUGACAUCCUGCUGUGCCACUUACAGUGUGCUGGGGAUAGAAGCCAGAACUUCAGACCACUGGGUUUGAAAGGAAAAGAAGGCCAGUCAACGGUAGCCACUCCUUUAACCCCAGUGCUUGGGAGGCAGAAGCAGCCAGAUGUCUGAAUUCUCGAGUGAGUUCCGGGACAGCCAGUGUGGUUACAUAGAGGAACCCUGUCUCAGAAACGCUGAGUGUCACUUCCCCGUGAGGGCCUGUUAGUCUAGAGUCCACUAUCGAAACAAGCCAUGUGCUCUUGAAGUGCGCUUAGAGCGCUCCCUGCCAGUCUUAGCCAGUCACAGGGCACGUGUCUGCAAGGGAAGGAGGCUGGGGACUGGGGACAGGAUAGAGACUUGCCCAGCCAUUGCAGUGCACUGGUGGCCCCUGUUACUAAGGUGGUAAGAGUGGCCGGACAGUGGUGGCACAGCCUUUAAUCCUAGCACUCCGGAGGCAGAGGCAGGAGGAUCUCCGUGAGUUCUACAGAGCGAGUUUCAGGAUAGCAAGGACUACACAGAGAAACCCUGUCUCCAAAAACAAAAAGAAAAAAAGACGCUAAGAGCGCAGGUGUGGUGGUCUUUAGUCCCAGCACUCUGAGGCAGAGGCAGGCUAAUUUUGGUGAGUUCAAACUCAGCCUGGUCUACAAAGUGAUCUCUAGUCCCGGAGGUGAAAACCAAAGGAUCAGAAGUUCAAAGCCACCCUCAGCUCUACUGAGUUUAAGGCCAGCUGGGCCCCGUGAGACCCUGCUUUGGGAAAAAAAGGGUGGGGUGGCAUAGUAGCACUGCCUUUAAUCCCCGGACUCAGAACACCUAGGGCCACAUAGUGAGACCCUGUCUCAAAGAAAAAGAGCCCCUUCAGGCCAUCCCCUGCUACGUACAAUUUGAAGUACCUGGCCUGCAGAGUUCAGGCCAGUAACAGGGCUUGCCACGCCUGAGGAUGGGACUUGCGGUCCAGGACCCAAGUGCCGGAGACCUGCAAGAUGUCCUGUGGGUCCGGGUGUCGGGUGCCAGGCCGUGGGUUCACUGCAGUGCUAAGGAAGGAACUCAACACCAGGAGGGGAGCACUGGUGAUUUGAUCGCUGGGUUCCAGCUGCUGCCCCCAGAGACAGGAUGGCGUUGUCUCACUUCAGAGACACUUUGGAAACCACCCAGAGCAGGGUGUGAAGGAGGGGCUGGUACUUGUGCUAGAUGGGCGGGACUUGGAAGGUCACCUGUCCUCACAGGAAGAGAAAGUGGGGAGACCCCCCACCCCGGGAACCACAAGUCCUGCACCAGGAUGGAGGUCCACCAGUCCCUGCUGCUCUUGCUGGCCCUGGACACACUGUGGGCAGCAGGCAACACAUUUGAGACCCACAUCAUUGGUGGUCGGGAGGCAGCCCCGCACUCCCGCCCGUACAUGGCGUCUCUGCAGAAAGCCGGGUCCCAUGUGUGUGGGGGGGUCCUCGUACAUCCCAAGUGGGUGUUGACUGCUGCCCACUGCCUGUCUGAGCCGGUACAGCAGCUGAAGCUGGUGCUGGGCCUGCACCACCUCCAUGACUUGCGAGACCCGGGCCUCACCUUCUACAUCAAGGCGGCCAUCAAGCACCCUGGUUACAACCACAACCUUGAAAACGACCUGGCGCUGCUAAAGCUGGAUGGGCGGGUGCGGCCCAGCAGGAAUGUCAGACCACUGGCUCUGCCAAGAAAGGGCCAAGCCAGGCCGGCAGCAGGCGCCCAGUGCAGCACCGCCGGCUGGGGGAUUACCCACCAAGGUGGGCACCUGGCACAGGCCCUGCAGGAGCUGGAUCUUCACGUGCUGGACACCCGCAUGUGUAACAACAGCCGCUUCUGGAAUGGUGCCCUCGAGGAAGGCAUGCUGUGCCUCAAGGCUGUAGCCAAGAGCCAGGCGCCCUGCAAGCUCCAAAAGCUGCACAGACAUCUUCAAGCCCCCCGUGGCCACCGCCGUAGCCCCCUACAGCCCCUGGAUCAGGAAGGUCAUCCGUCGCUGACGGCCCCAGCCUGUGGCCUGAGUGUCCAGGUCAUCUGGACACUCACUGGCCUGGGUGGGAAGGAACUAGAUGUACCUCUGGGACCAAUAAAUCAUGAUGUGUCUGUUUCACCCAGCCCUGUCUGCCUCUGGCCUGUGUGAGUCUCCGUUUCCCCUAUAAGAUGAAGGUGUCCCUUCCCAGUGGCUGUCAGCACAGCCCUAGGACACAGAAUGGGCCUGAGCACCAAGGCAAGAGCAGUGACAACAUCUUGGCCAUCAGGGGGCACCAGCUGCCCUCUGCAGCUAUAUCAUAGGAGGUACAGAGAAGGGAGGCUCCCACAGAACAUUCCCGACUUCUACUUUACUGGCACCUCAAAACAAGCAGCUACAGUGUCACCUGAAGGGACCAGACCCUCACCCAGCCACCUGCUUUAGCAGCCAUGACAGACUGCAAAAAAAAAAAAAAAAAAAAAGACCCAGCAAGAUGUCUGACCUUGCAGGACCUGCCCUAGUCACUAGGAGGCCAGAUGCCCAUGUCCAUGUGGCAAGGAACCAAUCAGAAGUUAGCUGGAGGGCCCUGGAUGUGCUUUACGGUAAAGUGGUGUAAUAGUGACCAGUGACGUGCAGAGCAUAGCACCAUCCUGGGAGGGCCUUUAGGCCAGAGCCAUCAGUUGACCAAUCAACACAGGACAGGUUGCCCAAGCCCGGAAGUGCACCAAUCCUGAGACUGUUGUGGACCUCAGACACUGCCCUUGCACGCCCCAAUAAAUCCCUCCCCCCCAGCGGUUUCUCCGGGUCCUUCUCACGCCAACCACUGUGCUGGAUGCAUGAGGGAACUGAGUUACAGCAGUUAACUCGUUAAACAAUAAAAGACUCUUUGCUUUUGCGUCA
Mesocricetus auratus (golden hamster) is the source of this 3150-nucleotide messenger RNA. RefSeq names its product granzyme M (gene Gzmm). Gene Ontology annotation, biological process: proteolysis. Lineage: Eukaryota; Metazoa; Chordata; Mammalia; Rodentia; Cricetidae. Gene Ontology annotation, molecular function: serine-type endopeptidase activity. The record is from RefSeq and is a predicted model, not a curated record. Bases 1231 to 2421 code for a protein of 396 amino acids. The transcript has 5 exons.